CGAAUGAAGUGCAACAAGUCAGCACAGUGCGACCGCAGAUCGAAUCGAAAAUCGAUAAAUACGAAAUUAUUAAUAAAUUUAUUUAUGUAUAAAUAAUCUUAUGCAUUUAGAAAUAUAUACAUUUGUAUCAUAACUUUUUUGUAUUCGAGUUGUGUUUUAUCUGCCCCCAAAAGUGUUUCCCGCUUAUUUUAUCAUAAGUAAAGUGCACAACGACACAUCAUAAAAUUAUAACAACAAUAAAAAAAAACGAUUGUCACAAGUGUAAAUGCGCCCAAAAAAUGCUCACAUCGAAAAUAGCCGAUCUAUGUUUAAUGAGUUUGAUUGUAAAAAAAAAUUGAAAGUUGAGUAGUGUGUUAGUUACGAACUCACCAGCAUACUUUUAUUUACGUUUCGGUAUACAUUUGUAAUGCCCUUUUUUUGCUGCCAAGUCUAUUUGAAAGUAUAAUUAAAUUAUUGUGUUCUCAUCUCAUUAAUUUAUUAUUAAAUUUUUAAACGAAUCAAAAGGCAGAGUGAACCGGAAAUCGAAAAAAUAUCAAAAAAAAAAUUAUAAUAAUAAUAUUACGAGAAGUCCAAGGCAGCAACCGGAACUUCGAGAUCACGGAUAAAUUUUUUACUGACACAAUUUGCCUUGACAAAUUGAAAAUGAAGAACAGUACGUUGGAUAAAAUCUGCAGCUUCCUCGGCGAACUCAUCGGCACCGGACUGCUGGUCUUUCUCGGCUGUAUGGGGUGCGUAAAGAAUGCUGCCUACGAAAAUAAUCACUACCAAAUGACUUUUAACUUCGGUUUGGUCGUCUUGGUGAUAAUCCAAUGUUUCGGCUGUGUCUCCGGUGCACAUCUGAAUCCGGCCGUAACCUUGGCUGCCUACAUAUACAAUUUGGUUUCAUUGCCAAUGGCUGCUAUCUAUUUUGUCGGACAAAUGUUGGGCGGUUUCAUUGGUUACGGUCUGCUGAAGGCGCUCAUACCACAGAAUGCCGUCUCAUUGGACGGACCACACAAUCUCUGCGUUACCACUGUGCAUGGCGACAUUAACGCCUGGCAGGGCUGCGCUAUUGAGUUUAUCAUCACCGGUGUGUUGAUUUUGACCUGCUGCGGUGUCUGGGACCCACGUAAUGCUAAAUUCCAUGACUCAGUGCCAAUUCGUUUCGGUUUGGCCAUCGCUUGUCUUGCCAUCACAGCGGGUCAAUUCACUGGCGCCAGCAUGAAUCCAGCUAGAUCUUUCGCUCCUGCUCUGUGGAAUUCAGACUUUCAGGAUCACUGGGUAUACUGGGUUGGUCCACUAGCCGGCUCAGCGGUGUGUGCUAUCGUCUAUAAGGUGAUCUUCAGACGCGAAGUUGUUGAGGAGAAGGUCAACAACAAAUUGCGCGCCAUGGAGGAGGUGCCACUCUCAUAAGCCACAAACACACUCUCUUAGCGUACGACAUUUAUCACUCGAAAUACCAAAGAGCGGUUCAAAAGAAACAAAUCGACAUCCGCGCGGAUGUUGCAGAACAAUACGAACUUCCUGAGUUGGAAAUGUUUUAAUUUUUUGUUUUAGAAUAUUUAUCUACUUAAGAAGUGCAUUUAGUAAGUCUGCAAAGCAGAUGAAUUUUAUAUAUUUUAGUUUUUGUAAAU
This is a messenger RNA of Bactrocera latifrons, 1613 nucleotides long. RefSeq names its product aquaporin-like. Lineage: Eukaryota; Metazoa; Arthropoda; Insecta; Diptera; Tephritidae. Gene Ontology annotation, biological process: transmembrane transport. The coding region runs from base 643 to 1392 and encodes 249 amino acids. The transcript is spliced from 3 exons. Gene Ontology annotation, cellular component: plasma membrane. The record is from RefSeq and is a predicted model, not a curated record. Gene Ontology annotation, molecular function: water channel activity.